ACCAGCUGGUCUUAAUUCCAGGAUGGCAUUUCCCAAGUGUUUCUUGGUGCCCUCCCAUGAGAGCAAGGCAGAGGGAUAAAGAGAGCGGACAAUGGGGCAGAUGGGGCUGUGUCACAAAGGAGAGCAUGGAGAAGGGUCCUGCCUGCUUCCCCCGAGACCUCUUCCCUAUGACUUUACAGUGUGAAAACAGCAGCUCCUCCAUUGGAGUCAUCACAGCACAACCCACAGGGACACCUUUAAUCCUCUUUUCCCUGCACCCUUCAGGCGCUGCCAUCCUCACCAUUCCCUGCAGCACUCCCUGCUCCGUGCCUAUAGCAACCGGGGAGUACACACACCCCUGAGCCCGGCAGCAUGGCAGCAGGGGGGGGACGGAGAGACGUGCAGAAGCCGAUCUCAUUUGGAACAUGCCAAGAGAGGAAAAUGUUCCCUCUGCACGAUGCUCCAGACAGGCUGGGAAUCCAGCUGAAGUCCAUCAGGGGACAACCUUCGCUUGGGCCAGGCUGCUACCUGAGCCAAGAGAGAAGCAGCUUCAGGUACUCCUUGGAAAACAAACCUGUGAGCACCAGAGGCUAUGUGAUAGGAGCAAGGACAGCCCAGCGUUUCCAAACACAGCCACAGACUGUGACUCCCAGCCCAGCAACCUACCACCCAUUCUGGAAGAAAGAGAGGGAAUGCCAGCCUGCCUAUGCUCCGUUUUACACUAAGACACCGCGAUUUCCACAUAAGCCUUCAGAUAGGGAAUUAUUCCCUGGACCUGGAACUUAUGAAGCAGACAAGCAAUUACACAAAAGAAUCACUUGGCCGAUGAAGUUUGGCUCCCCAGACUGGUCUUUAGUGCCGAUGCCACCAAGGAGGAUGCUAAAAAUGGAGGUACAAAAGAUUUAAGGUUCUCGACACCAUCUCACACCUUCCUGUGCUGCUCUGAAGCACUUGGCAUCACCAAUAGCUAAGAGUUGUCUUUUAGAUAACCAUAGACAGAGAAUUCAGGAGACACCGGAACCGAGUGGCCUACCUGAGUUUAUACUUCAGCUGAGGAGCCAGAGCUGCUGCCACGUCCCCCUCUCCCAGAGGGGCACCUCAGGCCUCACCUUUGCUUCCCAUCUCCUCCUGAAGACGCUCAUCUGCACUAGGCAGCCUCUCCAAAUAAAAGCAUUGCAGA
Molecule: messenger RNA, 1159 nt
Organism: Pezoporus occidentalis (night parrot)
Lineage: Eukaryota; Metazoa; Chordata; Aves; Psittaciformes; Psittacidae
Gene: CIMAP3
Product: ciliary microtubule associated protein 3
Exons: 6
Coding region: 352-885 (177 amino acids)
Biological process (GO): regulation of cell projection organization
Molecular function (GO): cytoskeletal protein binding
Source: RefSeq, a predicted model, not a curated record